Phycomyces blakesleeanus NRRL 1555(-) is the source of this 1947-nucleotide messenger RNA. RefSeq lists its product as hypothetical. The record is from RefSeq and is a predicted model, not a curated record. The coding region runs from base 18 to 1757 and encodes 579 amino acids. Lineage: Eukaryota; Fungi; Mucoromycota; Mucoromycetes; Mucorales; Phycomycetaceae. The transcript has 8 exons.
UUUAAUUUGAUUUUGUCAUGUCUAAUUCUACGAGCACCGAGUCUUCAACUGCAGUUGCCAAGAGAAGAUUAGAAGCCAUCUCUAACCAAGUGUCACCUCUUGGAAGUUCUACUUUUGAUACUGCUUCAUACAAUGAGCAAUUACGUAUCCACCGCAAACCAAAUCAAGCUGUUCACUCUACUGCCCUCACCCCGCUUCGUUUCCUGCUCAGAAGCGCAAUGGUGCAUGGCACCAAGACCGCUAUCAUACACCGCAGCCGCUCCUACAACUAUCAGACAUUUGCUGAUCGAAUCAGACGAUUGGCCAGUGUGCUGAUCAAUGACUACAAUGUCCAAAAGGGCGAUCGGGUUGGUGUCUUGUGCAAUAAUAUUCCUGCAGCUCUAGAAGGAAAUUAUGCCAUCCCAUUUUCAGGCGCCAUCCUGGUACCACUCAACACUCGUCUUGCCACAAAGGAACUCGACUAUAUCCUUGACCACUCUGGCGUUUCGGUCCUGAUUGUCCAGGAAGAACUGUUCGAAAAGCUGUCUGAAGAAGCAAAGGCAAAAAUCAAACUCAUCCUGGUAUCUGAUUCUGAAGACUUUCGGUCUGAUCCCUUUGAACAACUCUUGGAGCGCUGCACAAACCCCUUUUCGUGGAACCAACUGCAUCUUCCUGAGGAUGAAAACUCUGUCAUUUCGAUCAACUACACCUCUGGUUCAACUGGCCGACCCAAGGGAGUCAUGGUCACCCACAAAGGCUCAUACCUCCAUGCACUUACCGUGGCAAUUCAGAACAGACUGACCACUGAAUCUAUCUACAUGUGGACCUUACCACUUUUCCACUGCAAUGGAUGGGGAUACCCAUGGAGUGUGGUUAUGGUUGGCGGCACCCAAGUCAUGCUGAACAAGCUGGACUACGAAUACAUCUGGAAAUUGCUUAUCGAAACAGGUGUCACACAUUACGCAGGAGCACCCACUGUUCAAAAUGAGAUCUGCAAUCACCGUAAUGCCAGGAGAUUGCCACAGGAAGUCCGUGUAGUCAGUGGUGGAUCGGCACUUUCCAGUACACUUGUCAAGCGAAUGACAGCCUUGAACCUUCAACCCCUUCAAGUGUACGGCCUGACUGAGGUUUAUGGUCCAUCUGUGAUGAGCUAUGAUAUCAGUGCGCUCGAAAAUAUCCCCGAAGAAGAAAGAAACAGCCGCCUUGCUCGCCAAGGUUUCAACACAGUCGUAACUGACGAGUUGCGUAUUUUGAACCAUGAUACCAUACAGGAUGUUGCACCAAACGGAAAGGAAAUCGGUGAGAUCUGUAUCACCGGAAACACAACCAUGAUUGGCUACUAUCGAGAUCCAGUAGAGACUGAGAAGGCAUUCAAGCAUGGUGUAUUUUGGACCGGAGAUCUGGCUGUCCGUCAUGUUGAUGGAUCGAUUGAGAUUGUGGACCGUAGUAAAGAUGUGAUUGUUUCUGGUGGUGAGAAUGUUAGUUCUAUUGAGGUCGAGAGUGCGAUUGUACAGAUGGAAGAGGUUUCAGAAUGUGCAAUUGUAGCCAGCCCUGAUCCCAAGUGGGGUGAGCGUCCUUUCGCAUUCGUUAUUCUCAGAGAAAACGCAAAAUUAGACCCAAAGGAUGUUAUUUCACACUGUAAGAAUGUCUUGGCUGGUUACAAGUGUCCUGAGGGAGUCCGAUUUGUAAACUCAUUACCGAGAACAAGUACUGGUAAAGUCCAAAAGUACAUCUUACGAGAUGAACUCUGGAAGAACUAUGAGAAACGUAUCAAUUAAGAACGUACCAUUUAAUUUCAUUACAUCCAUAUACACACAUAUAUGUACAUGGGUAAAUACCCCCUUAAUCUUGACUCCCACUUUAACUCCAACCCAAACUCCCACUCCUGCUCUCACUCAACAUCAAAAAAGCAUUUAUUUAUUUAAAACCAAAAAAUAAAAAUAAUAAUAAUAUAUAUAUAUAAAUCUU